UGCUUCCCCUCUUGCUCUAAAAAGACUCUUGCUUUCUUCCCUCCCCAUCGGACCCUGUCGCAGCUCGACGCCUGCAUGCCCUUCUUCUCUUAUCUUUGAAAUGGCGCUGCCACACGCACAGAUCGCCCUGCUGCCUUGCCUGCCUAUAAGUAGCAACUCCCACCUCUGCUCAUUUCCAUAAGCUAGAAGCUACACACACCACAUCAAGCUGAGAGUGAUAGCAAGGCAUUGACCAUUUGACCCCAUCUCGAUAAUGGCCAGGCUUCACAUGUCCUUGGUCGCCGCAGCCGCCGUCCUCCUCGCUCUCGCUGCCCCCACUCUCGCCGGCGACCCCGACUUGCUCCAGGACGUCUGCGUCGCUGACUUGGCAUCCCCGAUCAAGCUGAAUGGGUUCCCGUGCAAGGCGAACAUAACGGCGGAGGACUUCUUCUUCGGCGGCCUCAAGAAGGCCGGCAACACCAACAACCCCGCGGGCUCCGUGGUGACGGCGGCGAACGUGCUGUCGUUCCCGGGGGUGAACACGCUGGGCGUGUCCAUGGCGCGGAUCGACUACGCGCCGGGGGGCCAGAACCCGCCGCACACGCACCCGCGCGCCACGGAGAUCAUCUUCGUCACCGAGGGCGUCCUGGAGGUGGGCUUCAUCACCACCGCCAACAAGCUCUUCACCAAGACCGUCACCGUCGGGGACGUCUUCGUCUUCCCGCGCGGCCUCGUACACUUCCAGCAGAACAGGGGGAAGGGCCCCGCGUCGGUUAUUGCCGGGUUCAACAGCCAGCUCCAGGGCACGCAGGCCAUCGCCGUCACGCUCUUCGGCGCCGCGCCGCCCGUACCCAGCGACGUGCUGGCAAAGGCCUUCCGGAUCGAGAACUCGCAGGUGGACGCCAUCAAGGCCAAGUUCAUGUAGGCAGGCAGGAUCCGUCUGUCAGCAACUCUCUGCAUUCGCGUGUGUGUGUGCUGGGAUAAAAGAAUUGACUGUUGGUUACUGAAUAAUGUUACCCCAAGUGAGCUGUAGCGUGUAGUUGAUUCCUUGAUGUGUAUGUUCCAUUUGUUUGUCUUCAUUCAGAUAAUAAGAGCUUGUUUCUGUCA
Brachypodium distachyon (stiff brome) is the source of this 1086-nucleotide messenger RNA. RefSeq names its product germin-like protein 1-1. The record is from RefSeq and is a predicted model, not a curated record. Gene Ontology annotation, biological process: plasmodesmata-mediated intercellular transport; regulation of root development. Bases 254 to 904 code for a protein of 216 amino acids. Gene Ontology annotation, cellular component: cell wall; plasmodesma. Lineage: Eukaryota; Viridiplantae; Streptophyta; Magnoliopsida; Poales; Poaceae. Gene Ontology annotation, molecular function: manganese ion binding. The transcript has 2 exons.